CUAUCUGACUGUAUUCGCGUUUCUUUUUGUGGUUAUUUAUAUAAUUCCGAACAGAUUUGAUUAUACACCUCUGAAUUGUCCUAACGUCAAAUGUAUUUCUAAACGCGCAGCAAUGACUUCUCUUCCUCUACAGAAUAAGCUGCCUUCGCUGGUAUCGUCUCGAAGGGUUCAGAGGCACCAGUUCCGAGCUCUGUCCCUCUGCGACUUGCCUGAAGAAGCGGAAGACAACGAUGACGGGGGCAAGACUCGGCGCUCCUCUGUGCCACAGCGCAGUGCCACCCUAACUACAAUGAGCAGUUUACAGGAAUCUCAAGAGGAAGACGAUGGCUCCCACAACUCGAGUCCAAGUCCGGAGUCGAGGCCGGAUGAAGUGAAGAAGGUGCGUUUGGCAGCCAACUCAGAAUCCAUCACAGGCACUCCGUUGUUCCAGCAACUCCUGAACAACACUGACCUGGAGGUGAGUGACCUGGAGUCCUCGCUUAGACUAAGGAGGGAAUUUCAGUCUCCUACCACGGCUCCGGCACAGGAAAAUAACACUCAGGAAGCGGCCAAGACGAAGGGCACGCCGGCAGAGCAGCAGCAAACAGACGACAACAAAGCCCCAGAACCCAUUAUCAAAAACCACGCCCCUAAGCCCACGCCCAGGCUUCGAAAGUCCGAAUCGGCUCAGAGGAAGAAAAGUGUUUCGAAGCGAGCGGGCGUCGAUAGGGACUGGCGCCAUGCCGUUGAGGGAAGGAGCCAGCAGAAUUCGCAGGCGGCAGAGGACGCCCAAAACGAGGACAAGGACAUGACAGCACAGACUCCUGUCAACCGAGAAGUGGCUGUGGAUCAAACCGUUUACUACGAGGAGAAAAUCAACCCUAUUUUAGACGAGAUCAGCAGGGCGGUGGGAUGCGCCGUUGGAGAAGACGUGCUGGCCGAGCUCGUAGGGAAGCUGUACGGCGCUCUGGAGGCUGGGGGGCUGCUGGGGCGACACUUCAGGUACCGGUCUCAGGUCCUCAGGGCCGUCUUCCGCCUCGUCGAUCGCGAACACGGCGCUCUCCUUGCCAAUAUCGCCAGGGUCAUGUUGGCGCUAAAAGUGUCGGGCAGCAACCUAACCUCAGUGUGCAAGUUAGUGUUCAAAGUGACACGCCAUGACGCGAACGAUGCUCUCUUCCUUGAGGGCAACUUACUCGACCUACUCCUCGAGGCCGUGGCUUGUGUCCCGCCCCUGGAGCAGCCCGAAGCUUGUGUUUACGGCUAUGGUGCUCUCAAAUUCCUCACCAUGAAUUCCCAGCUAGUGACGCGACUCUUGAACCGAGGGGUGCUGGAGCUGCUGGUUCUGCACAUGAAGCUCAUCGUCAACCAUCAGCAAGAGAGCGGAAGCGUGCCCGAGCAGACCCACUACGCCCUAGUGCAGCUGACAGGAACCCUUCGUCACGUGAGUAGCUGUGAGAGGACUUUCCCACUCCUGCUGGUGACGGGUGCAGUGCCGCAGGUGUGCAAUCUGCUGCAGCACUUCUCCCACGACGCAGAUGUGACCGCUAAUGUGGUUAGAAUUCUGAGCAUAACAUCACUAUCUGUCAACAGUCCAGAAUAUGAAUUCUUCCUAUAUCACUGCCAAUCCCUUCACAGCAUCAUCUCAACCCACGAGGAAUGUUGCGCCGCCGCCGCCGCCCACCCUGGCACUCUUCCGGCGACAGUGAGUGCCCUCCGCCGCCACGCCUCCUCGCCCGCCAUCGUGGUGCGAUUAGCUUACGCCCUCGGCAACAUGAUGGCCAAUUCAGACGAUGCGCGCUGGCAGUUGUUCAGCGAAGACGGCUUCACGGAGACUCUACUAGAAUUGCUGACCGAGUACCUACGAAGGGACCGCCACCACCAGGCCGAGGAAAUGGCUGACCCGCUCACUCCUGCCAGCGGCGCUCCGGAAGACGUCAUGGUCAAGUUGAUCCGUGUCCUGGCCAAUGUUUCCGUCCACGCCCGAGUUGGCCCCGUGUUGGCCAGGUCAAGGACUUGCCUCUCUCUGCUCAUCUCCGUCUUGAGACACAAAGCCGUGGACGAGAGCGAGGAGCUGGUACUGUCUGCCUUGGCCACCUUGAACAACCUGACUUUCUACACUAGGGACCAGCCUGUUUCCGCUCUUCAUACACAACUAGCUGAGUGCCUGUGCGACAUGUUACCAAUGGAUCACGUCGAAGGUCUUGUGGAAACUAUUAGAGUGUUUGGCAAUCUGACCCAUUUCAGAGAGAUAAGGGACAUCGUUACUAAGAGGGCUGACCCGGCGAUGAAAGGAAGCCGCUUCUCGGGCUGUCAUGUGCUGGAGAUCCUUAUUGAGAUGUUGGACUGUGAUUCACGAGAACUGGUAUAUGUCUGUGCUGGUGUGCUAGUCAAUCUAAUGUCGGACGCAUCCAGACGAUCCAUCUUCCAAGAGGAAAAUGGAGUAUUAAGGAUGAUAGAUGUACUGCAGUACUUUGGAUAUGGAGACUGGCAGCUAUGUAGUCUUGCCUGCCAAGUCCUUUGGAACUUCUGUGCCUCUGCUGCUGAUGUUCAGUCAACACUUGGUGAUAAAGAAACAGAAAAGCUGGUUUUUGUUCUAGAAGAAUUUUUGGAUGAUGAUUCCUACUUCAACAAUCCCGAGGUGUUUGGUGAAUGUGACCCUGAGACAAAGGACGUUGUAUAUCAACUGUGGGAAGAUUUUGCACAAGUCGCAACAAAGCUCCUUGAUCGAAUUGAGGAGAACACUUCUUCAUUACCCAUAGUUUCACCCACUUAGCAUGUAAACUAAAGUGUAUUGCAUUAUCAACUUAUAAAAUGUGUGGUUAAUGUU
This is a messenger RNA of Penaeus monodon (black tiger shrimp), 2806 nucleotides long. RefSeq names its product armadillo repeat-containing protein 2-like. The transcript has 18 exons. NCBI's taxonomy places the organism in Eukaryota, Metazoa, Arthropoda, Malacostraca, Decapoda, Penaeidae. The record is from RefSeq and is a predicted model, not a curated record. Gene Ontology annotation, biological process: cilium organization. The coding region runs from base 113 to 2752 and encodes 879 amino acids.